Seminavis robusta is the source of this 276-nucleotide messenger RNA. The record is from the annotation of a GenBank genome assembly. Lineage: Eukaryota; Bacillariophyta; Bacillariophyceae; Naviculales; Naviculaceae.
AUGACUAAGGGUACUACCUCAUUCGGAAAGCGACACAACAAGUCACACACCAGUUGUCGUCGAUGCGGCAAGGUGUCCUUCCACAUCCAAAAGAAGAUCUGCUCUUCUUGUGGGUACCCCUCCAAGAAAAUGAGACAGUACAACUGGGGCGAAAAAGCCAAGGGUCGUCGCACAACUGGAACAGGAAGGAUGCGCUACAUGAAGACCAUGACACGCAAGUUCAAGAAUGGAUUCCGAGAAGGUGGGCUGCCAAAGAAGCAAGUUCAGAGCGCUUAG